Molecule: messenger RNA, 1402 nt
Organism: Punica granatum (pomegranate)
Lineage: Eukaryota; Viridiplantae; Streptophyta; Magnoliopsida; Myrtales; Lythraceae
Source: RefSeq, a predicted model, not a curated record
UUAUUAGUGACUCCUCCGGCGAGCUCAGUUGGCGGACAAGCCCUCGCUCUGUGAUCAAUUGCGGCGGUCAGCAGUCUCUCAGUUUCAGCAGUCCGAUGGCGGCCGGAGACGGCGGUGAGAGCUCCAGAAGGUUCUUCGUGGCCGUCCACGUCGGAGCCGGAUACCACGCUCCCUCCAACGAAAAAGCCCUCCGCUCCGCCAUGAAACGCGCCUGUCUCGCCGCCGCUUCAGUCCUCAAGGAUUCCGGUGGAUGUCUGGACGCUGUUGCAGCGGCCAUUACUGUACUGGAGGAUGAUCCCACCACGAAUGCCGGGCGGGGCUCCAAUUUGACGGAAGAUGGUCAUGUUGAAUGUGAUGCCAGCAUAAUGGAUGGUGAUUCCGGAGCAUUUGGAGCCGUCGGAGCUGUCCCGGGUGUUCGAAAUGCUAUCCAGAUCGCUUCUUUAUUGGCGAAGGAGCAGACGACGGGAUCUUCUUUGUUGGGUUUAAUAUCUCCCAUUUUCUUGGCUGGUGAAGGGGCACGAAAAUGGGCACACUCAAAGGGUAUUACUAUGCCUGCAACUGUAGCUGAAGCUGAUGAGUGGUUGGUGACAGAAAGGGCAAAAAGGCAAUGGGAAAUGUACAAAAAAAUGGUUACCAAUGCUAAAGCCGAGGUAGAAGGUGAUCCCAAGAAAUUUAUGUUGCCAGAGGAUUCUGUGGUACCAGCCUCAGAGGAAGAUAACAUCAUGGAUACAGUUGGAGUCAUUUGUAUUGACUCGGAAGGGCAUAUAGCAUCUGGGUCAUCAAGCGGCGGUAUAGCAUUGAAGAUAAGUGGUCGUGUGGGAUUAGCUGCAAUGUAUGGAUCAGGUUGUUGGGCAUCAUCAAAAGGCCCUUUUGGAGCUCCAUUUAUAGUUGGGAGCUGUGUUUCUGGUGCGGGAGAAUACCUCAUGAAAGGAUUCGCUGCCCGGGAAUGUUGUGUCUCAUUAUCAAUUUCCCAGGCGGGCCCUGCUUCUGCCUGCAUGAAAGUGUUACGUUCAGUAAUUCAAGAAAGCAGUCAACAAGGUACCGAUGGAAGUGCUGGAAUUUUAGUAGUGCAAGCUGAUGCUCCAAUACCAGUCGGGGGAACUAAACCGAGCCUGAAGGCUGUAGAGAUUGCUGCUGCUUAUUCUUCUUUAUCGUUUGGUAUAGGAUACUUUGGGAGCUUCAUGGAACGGCCCAAGGUUUCAAUUCUUAGAAAUACGAAACAGCAGAAGGCAACCGGGAUAGACCAUUUUGAAGCUCGGAUAAAUCUGUCUGCAGACAAAUGAUGGUUUCUUAUUACUCUUAUUGCUCCAGAACAGCUAAAUCUUUAACAGGUGACUGUCCCAUUUAUGGUUAAAAGAUACUGAUCGUCAUAAUUCUGUUAUGCGUCGUCCUGUUAUCAUCU